AUGUUGUUAGCAAUGCGUCGCGAGAGUGAACACCAUCACGCCGCAGUCACAGCCACAGUACCGCCAACCGUCCCAGCAGCCAACGCCACCGUCGUCAACGUCGCCACUACAGAGUCAGCACCGGUUAGUGUGUCGGCCAUCACGAAUGGUCUUGUAGUGCCCUGUGUUAGUACAGCACUUCAGCUGUCACCCAACUUAAGUGUCGCCGCAAACGCAACGUCUUGUACCAUACAACACCAUCAUCUGUUGCAGCAACAGCAACUGCAACUGCAACAGCAACAGCAAGAACUACAACAACAACACGCACAACAUUUGCAGCAACAACAAGCGGACUCAUUAAAUACACCCACAACACCGUUACUGAACUUGGGUCGUAGUCCCUUGCAAUUUCCGCCGCCACCACCACCACCUGUACCCGUACAAGCCGGGCCACAGUUCGGCUUCUAUACACCUAGCACGGGUGCAGCCACUUACCUGCAUCCGCAUUAUCCAUUGCCCUCGGCUGUACCAACGUCUGUUGGCACUUCACUGCUGCCAGUCAACACCGGAAGCGCCUCUUUGGCGAAUGGCGCACAGCGCUCCAGCUCAGCCCAGUCUACGGAAUUAGACGAAUACGUUGACAUCUUACAAGUACAGCAACUAUUGUUGGACUCAUCAGCGUCUGCCAGUCAGCAGCAAGCUUUGGCCGCAGCUAAUGGCGCUAAUGCGAGCACGAGUGGCACAACUGCGACGACGAGCUCACAACAGAGUUUACCCAAACCACGACCGCGUUUGAAUCUGCAAAAGGCUUCGGAAUACGCUGCUCAAGUGCAAGCGGAGUCUCCAUCUUCUCGUCGCAUGCUGCUCGACUAUCCAAGUCCAUAUUUGUACGGCAAUCAUUAUCACUCGUCGCCCAGUGAGGACCUUGUUGCCCUCUGGUUCGGCAGCAAUGGCUCAGGUGGCGUAGCCCCUGGAACCCCAUCAGCGGCCAUGAUCAUGGAAGGGCUUGAAACCCUUGUGGCGCCAUCGCAUCACGCAUUCCUACUAACCGAAUCCGCCGCCGCCGCACACUUCAAUGUGCUGAGCUUCGAUACGUGUCUCUUCAAGACCACCGCACAGACUAGUCCCUCAACCGCGGCCACAUCGGCGACCACCUAUCUCAGCACCCCAUCACAUACAUUUGGCGGUGGCCAUUUGGGCGCCGCACAAACGCUACUCCACUACAAUCUCUCGACGGCGAAUAACACUCAUCAGACCGCCAUCGCGUGCGGCAGCAGCAGCAGCAGCAGCGCGUGCAAUACACCGACCAUCAAUAAUAUAGCUACCACCGCGGCAGCUGGCACAAAUUCAGCGCUCAGCGCUGCUAUUUCACGCACAAAUUUCACGCGUAUCGGUGUUGCCAACAACAAUAACAACAACAGCAGCAGCAAUAGCAACAGCAGCAACAACAGCUGUAAUACAGUAGCGACCGCAGUGCAGCAAGCGAACGCGGCGCUUACAUCACCAACACUCGCGGCAGGCGCCGUCACCGCAGCCAACAAUACAAAUAAUAACAGUAAUAAUAGUGGACGCAAUUCCGCUACACAUUUGAGUCUGCUCAAUACUGCACAACACAGUCCGAGCGGUCACGCGGCAGCCAGUUUAGGUGGCGUCGCGGCCACACCCAACGGCGUAGAUAUCGCGAGCGGUGUGGUUAAGCAGUCACAGCAGUCAUUGCCGUCGGACGCGCAGUGCGGUGAUACGCAGACGGGCGAUCUGAAUACGCCCGUCACCACAUCCAACGAUAUUCCAUCAUUUUUCGGACCAUCAACCAUUGUUGAGCCGCCACCCAUUACAGGUUCCAUCGAAUCCGAGGAUUUGUCCCUCGAACCCCAGCCCACGACCAGUCCGGUGCUGUGCAGUCCAUUGAAGGAGGAGCGCAGCACGCCGCCUACUUUGGCAAUUGUCAAGGAAGAAACAAGUAAUAAUAGUUGUACCAUGUACCCUACACAUCUAAGUCAGAAUCAGACAACAACAACUACAACAUCAGCAACUAGCACGACAUUAUGUAAUAAUACCGCCAAUACAAGUACACAAAACAAUACACAACCACAACAACAACAACAGCAACACCAUCAAAGCCAACAUCACCAUCAACAGACACAGCACACACAACACCACCAACAACAUGCCGGCCAACACUCACCCCACCACCAUCACCCGUAUCAACAUCAGCAGCAACAGCAGCAACAUCACUUACAACAACAACAAAACCAAAUAACACACCACAACACCUUACACCAACAACAUCAGCAACAACACCUGCAACACAAUAGUCAUCAUACACACCACCAGCAACAGCAACAACAACAACAACAACACCACACACAUUAUCAACAUACGGCGCAUAGCCUUCAUCAACCACACGCCCAUCAACACCACCAUCACCAACAACAACAACAACAACAGCAUGCGCAACAACACCAACAACAGCAGCAACAACAACAACAACAACAAACGCAUGCAACUAGCAAUAGCAAUAGCGGCAAAAUAUCAUAUCGUGGCAUUUUCACCACUACAGGUAAUACAGCAAUGAGCGGCCUGCAUUCCGCAGCCGCCGCAGCCGCUGCCGCUACCCAGCAACAGCAGCAGCAACAGCAACAACAGCAGCAGCAACAUCAGCAAGCUGCGCAACAGCAGAUUGGUUCGCCACAAUUGAGUGUGCUGCCUGGACAAAUGUCACCACCGUCGGCGGGUCUUGGCAAUAGUUGGGGUCUACCCAGCCCCGAUAAGACACUCUUCCAACCGCCCAUAUUCAGCUUACUUGGCCCCGGUCCACAGAGCACAGCGCAAGCGCAUUACGCUACCCAACAAAAUAUGGCGCAACCAUCGUCCACUCCCUCACCCUCCCAUCACAUGCACACCGCCGGCUACGAUGAUGGGCGCGCGGCUGCACAACAUGUCGAGCUGCUCGGCCUUAAUAUGGACUGCUCGCCGAUAAUAUUGAAGCAGCCGCCGCCAAGCUAUAGCAGCACCAGCAGCUUCACCAGCCUUGCUGACAUGCAACAAGCGCAAGCCAAUCAUGAGCUGCAACAAUACCGCCAACAAAUAUCCGUCGCCGCAACCAAGUACCAGUGGCUGGAUUCGCCAGCCGAAUACGGUGGCGCGCAACAGUCCUUGGUUGUGCCUGGGCCAUCAUCCGCAACCUCUUCCGCAGCCGCAGCAUCCGUAAUUGGUGGUAUUAUUCCAAAGCAAGAGGCCUACUCGGAUCCCACACCGCCACACCAUAUGCAGCCGCCAUCAUCGCAAGGCAGCCAAUCUGGCUACUCUGUUGUGCAACUAGCUGAAUACAGUCCGUCGACGAGCAAAGGUCACGAAAUACUGUCACAAGUAUAUCAGCAGAGCACCAUGCCGCUCAAAUUGGUGCCGGUGAAGCCACGCAAAUAUCCGAAUCGACCCAGCAAAACGCCUGUGCACGAGCGUCCCUACGCCUGCCCCGUGGAGAAUUGCGAUCGGCGUUUUUCGCGUUCCGACGAACUUACCCGCCACAUACGCAUACAUACCGGUCAAAAACCUUUUCAGUGUCGCAUUUGCAUGCGCUCUUUCAGCCGUUCGGAUCACCUCACAACGCACAUACGCACCCACACAGGUGAAAAGCCCUUUUCAUGCGACAUCUGUGGUCGUAAGUUUGCGCGCUCCGACGAGAAGAAACGCCACGCCAAAGUACAUCUCAAGCAACGCAUUAAGAAGGAGUCCAAGCUGAGUCAACAACAGCAGCAGCAGCAACAACAACAAGCCGCCGCCGCAGCAGCAGCGGCUGCCCAACAGCAACAUCAUCAUCAUCACUCGGCCCAUCACAUGCUUCAUUCCGGCGAUUUGCCUAUUGUAACGAGUAGCGCCACUAGCUUGUAGGCCGAAACA
Molecule: messenger RNA, 3879 nt
Organism: Bactrocera latifrons
Lineage: Eukaryota; Metazoa; Arthropoda; Insecta; Diptera; Tephritidae
Gene: sr
Product: dendritic arbor reduction protein 1
Exons: 4
Coding region: 1-3870 (1289 amino acids)
Biological process (GO): regulation of transcription by RNA polymerase II
Molecular function (GO): DNA-binding transcription factor activity, RNA polymerase II-specific; RNA polymerase II cis-regulatory region sequence-specific DNA binding
Source: RefSeq, a predicted model, not a curated record